Peromyscus leucopus (white-footed mouse) is the source of this 1657-nucleotide messenger RNA. It is a transcript of the gene Atp23, whose product is annotated as ATP23 metallopeptidase and ATP synthase assembly factor homolog. Lineage: Eukaryota; Metazoa; Chordata; Mammalia; Rodentia; Cricetidae. Gene Ontology annotation, cellular component: extrinsic component of mitochondrial inner membrane. The coding region runs from base 160 to 1014 and encodes 284 amino acids. Gene Ontology annotation, biological process: mitochondrial proton-transporting ATP synthase complex assembly; mitochondrial protein processing. Gene Ontology annotation, molecular function: metalloendopeptidase activity. The transcript has 7 exons. The record is from RefSeq and is a predicted model, not a curated record.
CCGCCCCGAGCUGCUAGCCGCGAAGCUCGCACGCUGGAGGGCCGAGGGCUCGCCCGGCGGCGGCGGCGGCGGCGGAAGCGGCGUCCCAGGUCGGCUUCGGCUGAAGGGAACGAGCCGGAGGAGGAGGAGGCGACGAGGCCGACGAGGCCUGCGGGCCGCAUGACUGGAGCUCCGGGCGGUGGCGGGCCAGGCCCCGCGGCCGGGGAGCCGCUGCUGCAGCGACGCGACUCCGGCCAGGGCUCGCCCGAGCCUCUGCCGCCGCCGCUGGCGGAGCACGGGCAGCCCCGGCAGGGCUUCCUCUCCAGCCUCUUCACCCGGGACCAGAGUUGCCCGCUCAUGCUCCUGAAGACGCUAGAAACGAAUCCGUAUGUCAAACUUCUACUUGAUGCCAUGAAACACUCAGGUUGCGCUGUUGACCCAGGGAGGCACUUUUCUUGCGAGGACUGUGACGGAAAUGUCAGUGGCGGCUUUGAUGCUUCCACGUCCCAGAUUGUUUUGUGCCAGAAUAAUAUCCGAAACGAGGCCCACAUGAGCAGGGUCGUCACCCACGAGCUCAUUCACGCCUUCGAUCAUUGUCGGGCCCACGUCCACUGGUUUACCAACGUCAGACAUUUGGCCUGCUCCGAGAUUCGAGCUGCCAGCCUGAGUGGAGACUGUUCGCUUGUGAACGAAAUCUUCAGGUUGCAUUUUGGAUUAAAACAACACCAUCAGGGUCUCACUGUACAUCUCUGGCUGUCCUUUGAUGAGCAAGCAUUUCCAGCUGAGUGUGCUGACCAUGCCGAAGUAAGGCUGGGAAAACAGAGACUGUUGACCUGUGUGCGGGACAGAGCUGUCCUUUCCAUCUUGGCUGUUCGGAACAUCAGCAGAGAAGAGGCCCAGAAGGCCGUGGAUGAGGUUUUUGAGUCUUGUUUCAAUGACCAUGAGCCUUUUGGCAGGAUCCCACAUACUAAGACGUACGCCAGAUACGCUCACAGGGACUUUCGGAACCGUGAUCGCUAUUACUCGAACAUAUGAAGAAGGUGGCCGUCAGUAUCUCUGAACAUCAGGACCAUGAGGGAAAUGAGGUUCUUAGACACAGUGUAUACAAUGUAAACGAUCAGUUAAGCACUGGACACAGUGCAGAAGGUGAGAUGUUCCUAGACACAGUGUAUACUAUGUAAGUGAUCAGUUAAGUACUGGACACAGUGCAGAAGGUGAGAUGUUCUUAGACACAGUGUAUACAAUGUAAGUGAUCAGUUAAGCACUGGACACAGUGCAGAAGGUGAACUGUGGUUCUUAGACGCAGUGUAUACGAUGUAAGUGAUCACUGCCAUACACUGAAAAAGGUGCUGGUUUUAUCAUUCGACUACAAAAAGUGGAUAUUGCCUUAAACUGCAAGGCAAAAUUGGAUGUUUAUAGCUAAUCAUUUAGUAAAUAAGGUAAAUAAAUGGCAUUUUCAUAUUUUCUACAGCAUACUUGUUUAAUUCUUCAGUUUUGUAAUUUGUUCUUACUCUAUGAGAUUAUUUUAAAAGUUGACUAUGAAAUCUUUGAAGCAAUGCCCCUGUGUGAUGGUGGUGGGAGAUCAAAGUAUUUCAUACAGUGCGAUGGUCACAUUAUAGGACAUUUGUGAGAUGUUGUCAUGAUCAAAAAACAAAGAAUGAAAGUUGGGAAUAAUUCA